GUAUAAAUAUAUCCCGAAUUCUCGUCAAUUUAGAAGAUUAAAAAAAAACUACAAUUUUUAAACUUUCUUAAAAACUUGUUAGAAAUUAUAAACAUACAGAAAUCACUCCGAUCCCUUAAUCAAAAUAUUUGACGCAUAAUGAAAUUUCAUAUCUUUUUAACGCUCGCUAUCAUUUUUUUUGCUACGACUCUUGUACCAGCCACUGAAGGAACUCAUGCUAAAGUUAAAGAAUAUAUGUCUGGCGGAGAAUGUAUGAUUUGGGUUACUGAUGUUAAUGGUAAAUAUGUAGCUGGCGAUAAAAAAUUCCAUUCAUGCGACGACAGAACAACGUUAGAUAUUGAUACAAAAUCAAAUGAUGCAUACUUUCUUUUGGCAACUACAGUUGGUGAAUUAGAAACAGCGCGUCGUGGGCCAUUUGAGGGUGAUACCUGCUUUAUCAUUGAAGGUACUAACUUUAGUUUCAGUUUGAAUCCCUCGGAACUAUGUUAAAAUUGCUACAAACAUAACGAUCAUUUCUCAGUUAUCAUAUUUUUUCAAUAGGAUUUAUAUAGCUAU
This is a messenger RNA of Rhizophagus irregularis DAOM 181602=DAOM 197198, 555 nucleotides long. RefSeq lists its product as uncharacterized. The record is from RefSeq and is a predicted model, not a curated record. NCBI's taxonomy places the organism in Eukaryota, Fungi, Glomeromycota, Glomeromycetes, Glomerales, Glomeraceae.